GACUCACGUAAUCACUCUUGAAAACAAUGUGCAAGGGUAAACUUUUGCAGUCAAGCCAUCCUGCUAAUGCCCUGAACUGCUCAGAGGAUCCAAGAAGCUACAGAUAUGUCUACUGAGCUUCCUGCAACAACAGCGGUUACAGAAAUGGCCACUUUCACAGCUUCUCAGCCAAACAGUUCCACCUGCGACUUAUAUGAGCACAAAGACACAGCACGGAUACUUCUGUCUGUCUUCUACAGCUCCAUCUUAAUUCUUGGGGUGCUUGGAAACGUCAUUGCUCUCACUGUCAUUUUUAAAAACAGAAAGAAGAUCAACUCCACUACCCUCUAUUCAACAAACCUUGUCCUCUCUGAUCUCCUGUUCUGCAUUGCCCUGCCUACAAGGAUAGCAUACUAUGCCCUGGGAUUUCACUGGCCCUUUGGAGAAGCGUUAUGUCGAAUAACCGCUCUCUUGUUCUACAUCAACACCUAUGCAGGUGUAAACUUCAUGACAUGUUUGAGCAUUGACAGGUUUUUUGCUGUUGUUCACCCCUUCCGAUACAAGAUCAGAAGGAUUAAGUAUGCCAAGGGCAUUUGUGUCUUUAUCUGGUUUCUUGUGUUUAGUCAAACUUUCCCGUUACUUAUACAGCCCAUGUCACAGGAAGAAAAAGAAAGGACUACAUGUAUGGAAUAUCCAAACUUUGAAAAAAUAGCACAUCUACCAUUUAUACUUCUUGCUGCCUGUUUAGUAGGGUACCUUAUUCCCCUGGGGAUUAUACUAUUUUGUUAUUCUCAAAUUAGCUGCAAACUUUUUCAAACAGCCAAAGAAAAUCCACUGACUGAAAAAUCAGGGAUAAACAAAAAAGCCAUCAAUACAAUCAUAUUUGUUAUUGUAGUGUUCAUCAUCUGCUUUACCCCGUAUCAUGUUGCAAUCAUACAACACAUGAUUAAGAAGAUCCAGAAUGAGCCCUCAUGCACUGAAAAUAAAAUUUUCCAGAAGUCACUUCACUAUACUGUGUUUCUGAUGAAUUUUAACUGCUGCCUAGAUCCUUUCAUCUAUUUCUUUGCAUGCAAAGGAUACAAGAGAACUGUAAUGAAAAUACUGAGACGACAAGUGAGUGUAUCAAUUUCAAGCGCAGCCAGAUCGCACCAUGAAGAAAGCUCACGCGACGUGGGAGAAACACAAAUGACGGUACUCGCAAAAUCCUCCAAUGGAAAGCUACCUGAAAAAUAAAGUCUGUAGUGCACCACACUGGAGCAAGCUUAAAAAUUCAGGGUCCACAGUAAAAAAAACCUCUUAGUGCUCCCUGUACAGCAGCUAAAGUAAGAUUCUGUUUCUCAGCAUGUAAGGAAAACAAGGAGUGAUGUUGGACUGAAAAAGAAUUGACACAGGACAGCAGGAAAACCCAGCGUUGUAAUUUCCUAGCUGUAUAAUUUCGACUGAUCUCAUUAUUUUUUCCAGGAAAUAU
Molecule: messenger RNA, 1447 nt
Organism: Antrostomus carolinensis (chuck-will's-widow)
Lineage: Eukaryota; Metazoa; Chordata; Aves; Caprimulgiformes; Caprimulgidae
Gene: GPR183
Product: G protein-coupled receptor 183
Exons: 2
Coding region: 106-1212 (368 amino acids)
Biological process (GO): B cell activation involved in immune response; G protein-coupled receptor signaling pathway
Cellular component (GO): membrane
Molecular function (GO): G protein-coupled receptor activity; oxysterol binding
Source: RefSeq, a predicted model, not a curated record